Messenger RNA from Anisakis simplex (herring worm), 726 nucleotides. Lineage: Eukaryota; Metazoa; Nematoda; Chromadorea; Rhabditida; Anisakidae. The record is from the annotation of a GenBank genome assembly.
UUCCUUUCGUCUGUUGCACUCAACGAUAGCGCCGUUUCGUGGCUGGAGUCAGCUGGGAUCGUCUCGUCAAUGAACGUGCCACUUCUGAACACAGUACACUACUUGUUUUCUCUUGAUCGCGCCGAAAUAAUUCGGCAUUUGAAGGGAAGUUCAGCGCAUUCGAAUUUGUGUUCUCGAAUCGAUGCAUUGUUGCAAUCACUCCCCGAAGAAGUUCCAUCGCUACCGACCGCGACCGAUGCAAAUGACCCGACUUUGCCGAAUGCAGAAGUUGAAUCAAUAAUGAAAACUAUCGAUGAGAAGUGUGCACGUGAACGUUGGAUUUGUGUUCUUGACGCAUUGCUCGCUCCAUCAACACUGAAUCCAUUGAAAUUUCUCUCCACGUCCGCGUUGGGUAAUCUGGAGAAGAUGAUAAUUAUUCAUUGUUCUUCAUCACUUUUAGCCAUCAUCAAUGAGAAUCGACCGACACUGCGUAAUGUUCAAAUCGAGAUCGCCUCCGAACUGCCCGCUUCAAUAGCUGCUGAAUCAAUACCGCCAUUAAGCGCAUCAUUGCUUCGAGUGGAAUCUUCCUUCUCGAUACCGGCUACAUUGGUUGCUUCAGUCGAUAUUCCAGUCAUAGUUCAUAUAGUCGACAAUCUGCUGGUCAUAACCCAACAGCGUUCGUUUAAUGGCACGACUGCAACUUUAUCCGACUAUUAUUUUUGCUCUAAUUUCGAACAUGUUCGUUGA